Lemur catta (Ring-tailed lemur) is the source of this 5300-nucleotide messenger RNA. It is a transcript of the gene NEK1, whose product is annotated as NIMA related kinase 1. Gene Ontology annotation, molecular function: ATP binding; protein kinase activity. Lineage: Eukaryota; Metazoa; Chordata; Mammalia; Primates; Lemuridae. The record is from RefSeq and is a predicted model, not a curated record. Bases 307 to 4164 code for a protein of 1285 amino acids. The transcript is spliced from 36 exons. Gene Ontology annotation, biological process: protein phosphorylation.
GAGACGCGCCGGCCGCUCCCCCUCCGUCCGCGCUCGCUCCGGGGUGCUGGGGCGCCAGUGUGCGGAGCCCUCAGGCUGGAGUCCCGAGCAGUUGUCCCGGUGUCCCGGCAUCUAGAGCCGGCGCGGUGAGGCCGGAGCACGCGGCAGUGAGGAUGUCAUUUUCAAGUUGCGGGACGGUCCCUCUGCCUUACUGAGCCCGUAGGAAGACUGCCACGCCUAGGUUGAUGCUUUUUGAUCCCCACCGUUAUUCCUGCCAAAGUCCUAUGUCAUUGAGCAUAUCUGUAAAGAUGCCUUAGAAAAAGAACCAUGGAGAAGUAUGUUAGACUACAGAAAAUUGGAGAAGGUUCAUUUGGAAAAGCCGUUCUUGUUAAAUCUACAGAAGAUGGCAGGCAGUAUGUCAUCAAGGAAAUUAACAUCUCUAGAAUGUCCAGUAAAGAAAGGGAAGAAUCAAGGAGAGAAGUUGCAGUGUUGGCAAACAUGAAGCAUCCAAAUAUUGUCCAGUAUAAAGAAUCAUUUGAAGAAAAUGGCUCUCUCUACAUUGUGAUGGAUUACUGUGAAGGAGGGGAUCUGUUUAAACGAAUAAAUGCUCAGAAAGGCAUUUUGUUUCAAGAGGAUCAGAUUUUGGACUGGUUUGUACAGAUAUGUUUGGCCCUGAAACAUGUGCAUGAUAGAAAAAUUCUUCAUCGAGACAUAAAAUCACAGAACAUAUUUUUAACCAAAGAUGGAACGGUACAACUUGGAGAUUUUGGAAUUGCUAGAGUUCUUAAUAGUACUGUGGAGCUGGCUCGAACUUGUAUAGGCACUCCAUACUACUUGUCACCUGAAAUCUGUGAAAACAAACCUUAUAAUAAUAAAAGUGACAUUUGGGCUCUGGGCUGUGUCCUUUAUGAGAUGUGUACGCUUAAACAUGCAUUUGAAGCUGGCAGCAUGAAAAACCUGGUGCUGAAGAUAAUAUCUGGAUCUUUCCCACCGGUGUCUUUGCAUUAUUCCUAUGAUCUCCGCAGUUUACUUUCUCAGUUAUUUAAGAGAAAUCCUAGGGAUAGACCAUCAGUCAACUCCAUAUUGGAGAAAGGUUUUAUAGCCAAACGCAUUGAAAAGUUUCUCUCCCCUCAGCUUAUUGCAGAAGAAUUUUGUCCAAAAACAUUUUCAAAGUUUGGAGCACAGCCUAUACCAGCUAAGCGACCAGCUUCAGGGCAAAGCUUGGUUUCUGUUGCACCCACUCAGAAAAUUACAAAACCUGCUGCUAAAUAUGGAGUACCUUUAACCUAUAAGAAAAACGGAGAUAAAAAAUUACAUGAAAAGAAGCCACUCCAAAAACAUAAACAGGCCCAUCAAACUCCAGUGAAGAGAGUGAAUCCUAGAGAAGAAAGGAGGAAAAUGUUUGAGGAAGCACCAAGAAAUAGAAGGUUGGAAUUUACUGAAAAAGAAAAGAAACAAAAGGAUCAGAUUAUUAAUUUAAUGAAGGCUGAACAAAUGAGAAGACAAGAAAAGGAAAGGUUGGAGAGGAUAAAUAGGGCCAGGGAGCAAGGAUGGAGAAGCGUGCUGAGUGCUGGCGGCAGUGGUGAGGUAAAGAUUCCCUUUAUUGGCAGUGGAGGGGCCAUAGCUCCAUCAUCUUUUUCUCCUCGAGGACAGUAUGAACAUUACCAUGCCAUUUUUGAUCAAAUGCAACAACAAAGAGCAGAAGAGAAUGAGGCCAAAUGGAAAGGAGAACUACGUGGUCGAGGGCUUGCAGAAAGAGGGAUUCUGCCUGGAGUUCGUCCAGGAUUUCCUAAUGGGGCUGCAGGUCAUCACCAUUUCCCUGAUGCUGAUGAUAUUAGAAAAACUUUGAAAGGAUUGAAGGCCGUGUCUAAACAAGCCAGUACAAACAGGCAAAAAGGGCAGCUAACUGUAGAAAGAGCUAAACAAGUGGAAGAAUUCCUACAGCGAAAACGGGAAGCUAUGCAGAAUAAAGCUCGAGCCGAAGGACAUGUGGGAAUCCUGCAAAACCUGGCAGCUAUGUAUGGAGGCAGGCCCAGCUCUGCAAGAGGAGGGAAGCCAAGAAACAAAGAAGAAGAGGUUUAUCUGGCAAGACUGAGGCAAAUAAGACUACAGAAUUUCAAUGAGCGCCAACAAAUUAAAGCUAAACUUCGUGGUGAAAAAAAAGGAGCUGAUAGUUCCGAAGGACAAGAAGGAAGUGAAGAGGCUGACACGAGGCGCAAAAAAAUUGAAUCACUUAAGGCCCGAGCAAAUGCACGAGCCGCUGUUCUAAAAGAACAACUAGAGCGAAAGAGAAAGGAAGCAUAUGAGAGAGAAAAGAAAAUGUGGGAAGAGCAUUUGGUGGCUAAAGGAGUAAAGAAUUCUGAUGUUUCUUCACCUUUGGGGCAGCAUGAAACAGUUGGCUCUCCAUCUAAGCAGCAGAUGAGAUCUGUUAUUUCUGUGACUUCAGCUUUGAAGGAAGUGGGUGCGGACAGUAGUUUAACUGAUACCCAGGAAACCUCAGAAGACACACAAAAGACCAAUAAUUCUAUUUCAAGUAAGCGAGAAAUACUACGUAGAUUAAAUGAAAAUCUUAAAGCUCAAGAGGAUGAAAAAGGAAAGCAGUGUCACUCUGAUACUUGUGAGAUAAUUGUUCAUGAAGAUGCCAAAGAGCAUGAAAAAGAAAAGUCAGUUUCAUCUGAUCGCAAGAAGUGGGAGGCAGGAGGUCAACUUGUGAUUCCUCUGGAUGAGUUAACUCUGGAUACAUCAUUCUCUGAUAGUGAAAAACAUACAGUGGGAGAGGUUAUUAAAUUAGAUCCUGGUGGAUCUCCAAGAAGAGUCUGGGGGAAAAGCCCUACAGAUUCUGUCCUAAAGAUACUUGGAGAAGCUGAACUACAACUUCAGACAGAAGUAUUGGAAAACACAACUGAUAGAAGUGAGAUUUCUCCCAAAGGGGAAAAGCACAAACCUUUAGUUAUUGGAGAAGAAAAAGUACAAUGUAUUUCACAUGAAAUAAACCCAUCAACUACUGUUGAUUCUCCUGUUGAGACAAAAAAUCCAAAGUUUAGGGAGGCAUCUCCACAGAGACCACUGAAACCAGAAGGAAAUGUGGAAGAACCUGAUGAUUUGGAAACAGAAAUUCUACAAGAGCCAAGUGGAACAAACAGAAAUGAGAGCUUGCCAUGUACUAUUACUGAUGUGUGGAUUAGUGAAGAAAAAGAAACAAAGGAAAUAGAGUUGGAAGAUAGGAUCACCAGUCAGCAAAAUGAAGUUUCUGAAGAUGGAAUCUUGAGGAAUGUGGACCAACUUAAUGAAGUUCAUAUAGAACCUGGAAUAGAUGAUUCUCAGCACUCUACAUGUGAUGUAGAGAAAUGUAAACAGCCAGAACCAUUUUUCCAUAAAGUGGUUCAUUCUGAACACUUGAACCUAAUCUCUCAAGUUCAGUCAAUUCAGUGUUCAUCAGAAGAAUCCUUUCCACUUCGAUCUCGCUCUGAUUCACCACCAAGAAAUAAAAGCAAGAAUUCCUUACUGAUUGGACUUUCAACUGGUAUGUUUGAUGCAAACAAUCCAAAGAUGUUGAGGACAUGUUCACUUCCAGAUCUCUCGAAGCUGUUCAGAACCCUGAUGGACGUUCCCACUGUAGGAGAUGUCCGUCGAGACAAUCUUGAAAUAGAGGAAAUCGAAGAUGAACACAUUAAAGAAGGACCUUCUGAUUCUGAAGACAUUGUGUUUGAAGAAACUGACACGGAUUUACAAGAGCUUCAGGCCUCCAUGGAGCAGCUGCUCAGGGAGCAGCCUGGGGAGUACAGUGAGGAGGAGGAGUCGACCUUCAAGAACAGUGAUGUGGACCAGACUGGCGAUGGGACAGACCUGGCAGAGGAGGAUGACAACCCCAGCAGUGAAAGCGCGCUAAACGAAGAAUGGCACUCAGAUAACAGUGACGGUGAAAUUGCAAGCGAAUGUGAGUACGACAGUGUCUUUAACCAUUUAGAGGAACUGAGACUUCACCUGGAGCAAGAAAUGGGCUUUGAAAAGUUCUUUGAGGUUUAUGAGAAAAUAAAGGCUGUUCAUGAAGAUGAAGAUGAAAAUAUUGAAAUUUGUUCAAAAAUAGCUCAAAGUAUAUUGGGAAAUGAACAUCAGCAUCUUUACGCCAAGAUUCUUCAUUUAGUCAUGGCAGAUGGAGCCUAUCAGGAAGAUAAUGAUGAAUAAUCCUCAGAACAUUCUUCAACCCUCACCUAUGUGGAAGGAUUGAAUUUGGCUCAUCAGAGUAACAAGUGUCAGUGGGAAAUACAACAAUUUUAUAAAACUUGAUCAGAUUUAAGACGAGUAUGCUUAUUGCAUGAAAAAGAUGGAGAAACAUACCAUUUUGCAAUGAAGAUUCUAGUAUUUUAUCUAUAUUAUUUUGUUUGUCAAGUUCCAUAGUUAAAUCCUGUAGAAUACAUACUUUAUUAAAUCAUCCAACCAAAGCAUAAGAGACGUUGACCCAGAACUGGACUUGAUGGUUUUGAAGAUUUACUAUGCAACAGGCAACUUUGACUCUCAGCAGAUGUCUUCAGGUUGAAGGAAUUACCUGUGUCAUGAAAGCCCUGCCUGUGGUUUUCAUGUAAGUCUUUGAACAUGACCAUUUUUUCUGUCUAGCACUUGUUUUCAUCCUGGCCAGCAAUUCUGCGUUAAAUAACUUUGUCAAGGGCUCUGUUUAAGUCUUUAUGUUUUGAAGGUGGAAUUUUUAGCCUUAAAGUUUAUAUUCUCAAGUCCUUUUCCGACCGUGUGUCUCCUCAACUAGCUCAGUGGAGACAGGCUAUAGAAAGUCUUAGAUCAUUCAAAGAUUGGAUUAUGAAAGCAUAGCAAAAUUAUAUUUCCCAAUAUUUAAAAAGUUGGUUUAUUGCCUCUAUAUCUUAUUAAGGACCAGAACCAGUAAUAUUAUAUCUAAAAUUAGUCUGAGGAUUUUAACAUUUACUUAGUUAAAUGUUACCUAGUAAAGUUGCCUUUUGGUCUUAGCUUCCUGUCAUGCAUGUGCUUCAAGGACAAUAUGAGGUUAAAAAGGACAAAGGAAUCAUUUUUAUUUUGACACCGUGUCAGUUUUGGUAACUAGGCAAACAUUCCUCCUUUGGGGAGUGUUUGCCUCUUGCACUUCUUUCCAUUACGAGAGGAUUUAGUUAAGUCAUCGAGAUGAGUCUCACAGCUUCAGCUGCAGUAUGCCGCGUGCUACACGGUUUCAUUAGCAAUGUCUACAGUCCAGAUGUUUUUGUAAUAAAAGUAAAAUUUUUGAAACUCCAAGUACAAAGCAUUAUGAUUUGCAUAAUAUGUAAUUUGAAAAAUAAAAUCUUAUCUUGCAGCACUAUCAA